Molecule: messenger RNA, 1471 nt
Organism: Arabidopsis arenosa
Lineage: Eukaryota; Viridiplantae; Streptophyta; Magnoliopsida; Brassicales; Brassicaceae
Source: the annotation of a GenBank genome assembly
CUGGCAUUGAGCUCCGUCGAGAGAAUGGCGAGUAAUCAACAACCACCGUCAAAUCUGCAGACUUACGGUAUACCAAUUUACGCCGUCGACUGGAUUCCGGUAGAAGCUGUCAAAUCUAAAAUCACUAAGGAUCAGGAUGAUGAUGGUGAUCUCUCCUCGUCGUCGUCGUCGUCGUCGUACAUCGUUUUAUCCGGCGGAGGCGGAGAAGGACGAAGUGGAAUCCCUAAUGUUAUCUCAAUCUGUCGUGUUGAUCUCCACACCAAUUCUCUCUCUGAACAACCUAUUGGUAGGCUUGUGGUUGGCACUGAUCUACCUUAUCGUAUGACUCUUCAUCCUCGUCAAGAUGGUCUUAUUUGCGCAUUGCCUAACAGUUGCAGACUGUUUGAUUGGGAAAACAUUAUAGAGGAUGAUAAUGAGGAAGAGUCAGAGAAAGUGAUCAAAGAGUUAAAAGAUGUUGGACAACAGUUGUGUCUCUCGUUUAAUCAUGACGGGUCUGUGCUCGCUACUGGUGGGGAGGAUGGGACUUUGAGGGUUUUUGAAUGGCCAAGCAUGAAAGUAUUACUUAAUGAGUCUCAGGCACAUGCAUCAGUUAAAAGCUUAACUUUUAGUGAAAGUGGUAAGUUUCUUGUAUCUCUUGGAGCUCCACUCUGUCGGGUUUGGGAUUUGAAUGCUUCUAAUGCUAUUGCCAGUUUAUCAAAAGAGAAGGACGAGAUGUUUGCCUCGUGUAAAUUCUUCGUAGACAGUUCAGGCAAUGAAGUUCUUUACGUUGCUGCAAACACUGAACAUGGUGGGAGUAUUAUAACAUGGGAUACAACAUCAUGGAGAAGAAGAAGUUCAAAGCUUAUUAAAAGAAACAACUCUAUAUCUGCCUUUAAUGUCUCAGCUGAUGGGAAGCUUCUUGCAAUAGGAACCCUCGAAGGAGAUGUUUUGAUUAUUGAGUCGACAAAGAUGCAAAUUAACCAAGUCGUCAAGAAAGCUCAUCUCGGUUUAGUUACCGCACUGACUUUCUCCCCUGAUUCAAGGUGCUUAGUGUCGGUAUCUUUUGACUCAAGGGCAAGGCUAACCUUGAUCAAACAAAAGGGUGGAAAACGUAUGUCGAAUACAUCUGUGGUUGGCGGCAUUGUUGUUUGUGUUGAUAUACUUCGUUUUGUAUUAUUUCAUGGUGGCAAUGGGGAUCAUACAUACGUUCCGGGAAACAACAACUUUGUAGACUUCGGGAAGAUGGAAACGAGCGGAUACUCAAUCCUUCUCCACGCCUUCCUGUACUUUGGCCUUGUCACUGUCUUCACCGUCGUUAUCCACUUUCCGGGCACUUAGUUCUACGUAAUCUUUACUUACAAAAACUUUUUCUUCCUAUAUAUGCUUUUACCUUUUGUAUAUCAUCAGUUUUUUACCAUGUUUUCCUUGUUCACGUAACUAUUAUGCUAUUUUAAUGAUAUCAAAACUUGCGAUAUAAACCCCAAAAAAGAAG